Seminavis robusta is the source of this 1227-nucleotide messenger RNA. Lineage: Eukaryota; Bacillariophyta; Bacillariophyceae; Naviculales; Naviculaceae. The record is from the annotation of a GenBank genome assembly.
AUGAGUUCGAUCAAAGCUCGCGGUUCUACUUCUGUUAGUACAUCGAGUGUUGUUGAUUCUGUGGUGGACAAUCCCUGUUGGGGCAAUCCUCAAAACUGCAGUCUGUCGCAUUUGUUGACUUUGAUCCAACGAGAAGAGCAAAUCCUGUGGGAAUCUCCAGACUACAUUUUGCUCAACAAACCUGCGGAUUUGCGGAUGGACGGCGAGUAUCCUUCGUCGGUCUUUAAGCUAUUGACCUUUUGGUAUCCUCCUCCUUCCUUGCAAGGGCUGGAGGAGGAAACAUUGCUGGAACAACUACAAACGUUGCACAAUCAUUCCCAGAUUGGCGACAAUGAACUGCGACCUUGUCAUCAGUUGGAUUAUGCCACUUCGGGAGUUCUGCUGAUGGCACGAUCGGCUCCCGCAGCUACCUGGGCAUCCUCCUGCUUUGAGCACCGCCAAGUCCAAAAGACCUAUUUGGCCAUUCUUCAUGGACACUUGACCACCAGUACUCUUGCCCACAAGAAUCUACCUGUCAUUCCACAAGACAAAGUCCACACAUUUCUACAACAGCAAGAAACCGCAUAUCGAAAACGACAGAAAAAGACACGCAAAGGUACCUUUCAAGGAUAUCAACCACCCAAUGCCUUUCUGCAAAUCUACAAGGGACGAUAUCCUCGUCGUCGGCAACAAGAAGCAACCAAAAAGCGAAAACGAAAUGAAAAACUCUCGCCCGAACAAUGGAGCCAAGUAGAUGCCGCCUUGCAAUUGUCCACUGAGCAUCAAGCACAUCUGGCACAACUCUCCUUUCAAGAAAUCAAAAAACAACCCACAUUGCUGCAAGGACUGACUCGCGCCACUGACUGUUACAACAGCUUUUUGCGAGAGAUUCUUCGCCCCUCCAACAAUGACGUUGACGACCAGAACAAUCUACCACCAUUAUUCCGAGUCAAAGAGGAAGAAAACACCUUUUACAUUUAUUUAUCCGUCGCUCAAGUGGACAAUGAAUUUUCCAUGCGGAUUCCAGUCGCACACGAAUGGCUGGCAACUACUGCUACUACUGCCGACACACCCAACAACCAACUCAAUUUCAAAGUGGCAUUGACCAAAUGCCACAUUGUGCAAACAACACACCUCCACGGGCAUCCGGUGACCAAGGUACGGUUGGAACCGCGCACGGGACGACGCCAUCAGUUGCGCGUCCCAUUGUUGGAGAUCAAACCUAUGAGUGCCCAAACUCGAAAAUAG